ACGCAGAUAUUUACUCUCGAAGCUCUCAUAUGCGAUGCAUAUACCCAUCAUCUGACGUUGGAAGAUUUAAGUUAUUUUACCACCGCACGUCUAACGCCACUGUUUACUCAUUGGCUUGUCACGGAAAAAAACAUAUUCAAUAAACAUCGUUUUAUUGUUCAUUUAUUAUUUUUAGACCGCUUAUGUAAAUGAUGCAGUAGCAUUGGCCGUUUCAUGCGUGGCGGGAACAUGGUUUCCCUUUUGAAUCUAGUUUGAAAGGUUUGAAACAAUAUGUCAUCUGUAACUUAUGAUCAAUCUGUCAAUGAUUCCAAACGUUUGCACCUGACAUACUGUCAAUUAUUAUACCAUGCUUGAUGAACAGAAUACUAUCGAAAUGAUUUUUCUUAAAUGUAGAAACUUUUAUAGUAACAUUACUCCGACAAUAAUCAAAUACAGGCCUACAUCUCUGUACAAAGCCACUACGAGGGUGAUGUUUCUCAGUAAAUAUCAGUGAUUUAUGGUGUUUACUUAAAUCCAUCGUUUCCAAUUUUCUUUCGCUGUUCGCCACACGGAUGUUCAAGAUUGGUGUAAUAAAAGAAUGACAUUAUGGUACAAUUAGUUUAUGCAGAAGAGGGAUAGCGGUCCCCAGGCUAUGGAAAGUAUGGUUGAAGAAAACGGAUCAACCGUUGACCCACUAUCGCAGGGAUCUCAGGGUGGCGAUGCAGCACCAGCGAUAGCAACAUCGGUACAAUCUUUCAGUAGAUCCCAGCACCAUCUGGUGGCCUCGACCAGCAUUGUGCAACUGACGCUUCCCUUAUCAGGGACAACGCAGGUACAGUCUGUGAUACAACCCAACCAACAGUCAGUUAUCCAAACUGCUACAAAUAUACAACCUGUCGCGCUUUCAAAAGCAAACGUGAUCCUUGUGAGUAAACCCAACUCCGUGAUCCAAACUACGCAAGGUAGUCUACAGACUCUACAGGUAGAUAAUAGUUCUUCGCAACUUUUUGAAUUUGGAAAGGUAAAUUGCGGUCUGAUAUCAAAUGAUAUCCUUUUUUCUAAGGUUGUCGAAACUGGAAGUGAUGACAGCUUCUCAGAUGAAGAAUCUCCAAAGAAGAGGAGGGACAUUCUGACUAGACGACCAUCCUACAGAAAAAUCCUCAACGAUUUAGGCGGAGGUGAGAUUGCAGUCAUACCUGCAGGGACUAUUCAAAUUGCAACCCAGGGGGAGGGUGUUCCAGGGCUUCACACGCUAACUAUGAGCAAUGCGGCAACAGCGGGUGGAGCAAUAGUUCAGUAUGCACAGGGCCAGGACGCGCAAUUCUUUGUCCCAGCUUACACAGGCCAUGGGGUCGUGGUCGAAGAUGCAGCCAGAAAACGGGAACUCAGGCUUCUCAAAAAUAGAGAGGCAGCACGUGAAUGUAGAAGAAAAAAAAAGGAAUAUAUAAAGUGUUUAGAAAACCGGGUAGCCGUGUUGGAGAACAGAAAUCAAACGUUGAUUGACGAAUUAAAAUCAUUGAAAGAACUUUACCAGCAAAAAACUGACUGAGGUCCGUGCUUGGUGCUGGUGUAUUGUAUCAAAUCCACACUCACGGUUCGGUACAUUCAUCGUUCUUGUCGAUUGCUACAUAGCUUGUACACGAGAUGGGGAAUGAAAUGGUGAUGUACACGAAUUCGUAUAGAUAAGUGUUUCUGUAACAUAUUGUAUUUAUGUACUACUACGAGGAAGAAAAAGAAGGCUUGUGAAACUUGCUCUUACUAAAGCGAGAAGCCAAAGGUUUGCGAAUAAAGCAGACAAAACAUUGUAAGCAACGUCAAACAAACAAAAAAAAAAAAGAGAAGAUGACCCUAUUUUUUGUAUAAACAUAAUAUCAAAUGUCGUGUUAAGUUUUAUGAUCAUACCUGUUCGUGGCAUUGAGUUUAGUGCUCCAAGGCUAUUACAUGGAUGGUAUGUGGCCAUACCAAAUUGCAAAUGGUACCUUCUAAUAACAUUGACGAAAUGAUUUUGAACAAUGCAGAGAGUUACAAGAUUUUGGGUAUCAUUAAAAAUGAAUGAAUUUCGACUAAACGCCACUGUUGUGCAAUAACAAGUUUUUAUUCGAUAUCUGUAGAUUGAUUUAUUAUUUUAGCUACGAUAAAAAUUACUUUUUGGAUCCUAAAGCUAGUUACAUGGGUGUCUAGCUAUUGGAAAAUGAACUAUUGAACGUUUUUCUCAUAUUUUUUGUAUGAACGUUUAAUUUAGAUUUGCAUAUGAUGCAAGAGAACAGAUUUUAUGAUAGAAUCUAUAUACCCACUAUUAGUCCCAAAAGUUUUAGUACUCUCUAUUGAUCACAUUUUUGUUCAUUCAGUUAACCAUUGAAUGAGCUACAUUCAGGUAUCUUUAAAUAUGUCGCAUGAUGGAGUAUCAAUUACCGAUUUUGAUAAAAUAAUAAUCUGCUGGCAUUUGUUUGGAGCUUUUCUGCAUCCUAACUUCCUAGAUUUCUAGAUUUUCUUACGGGUAGCCAGAAUAUUGAAUCACACCCAAAAUGAGACCCUCGUGUAACAUCGGACAAUGAAUCCAAUGUGUUAUUUAAUUUUAUCCGAAUAGCCUUACAAUGCUCCGAGCUGGCUGCCACCCUUGUAUAUUAUAGAUGUAAUAUAAAUUUGGAGUGCCUUGCAGAUUGCAGUAUAUACAUAUAUAUAAAUAAAUACUAAUUAAAUGCUAUGUACGACCAUAGAUAUAUUGAAGCUCAAUAUAUCUGUGAUACGACGUAGAUAUGGGUAGAGAUAAUAUUUUCAAGUAUUAUUUAUUGCAGUAUGACCUAUAGCAUUAUUUUCCGAAUUUUUGAAGAAUAUCUUUCUCUGUCUUUAUUUAUCGCUUAUCGAUGUGUCUUGAAUCAAAUCACUUCCUGUAAUUCAUACAGAUUUAUAAGACUCGUCUAACUCACAAUAGUCGCAUGAACAUCAUUAUUUAGUCCGAGUAACACGAAAUGGAUUUCGUUGAAACACUUGUAAUCGCUCUUGAAAGAGUUCUGCAACGGUUUCAUCCAUUUUGAAUCUCACCGGAUACUACUCGUAUCUCACUUGUCUGUAUUCGUAUCUACCGUUAGUAUCAAGAGCUGUUUACUUUUGACACCAUAAUAUGUUCGUCUCAUGACGUAGAGUUUUAUAUUGUUUUUCGAUAAAUUCCAGGAUUAGUUCAUCACAAUGGAAAGUACAUUUGCUGUUUCCAUGAUUAUAUUAUUGAAUUUUAUAAUUAAAUUGAAAUCUCUUCUAUGGUAGAGAAUACGCAAAUUUGAAUCGUAUCCGUUGUUUCGUUUAAUAUCAUUUUUUUAUUCACAUUGACGAAUGAGUAAGAAUACUUUGUCCAAUUAUCCUGAAAGUGAUAGAUAAUCAGUUGUAUACUAUCAAUAUUAUAUUCAAGUGUUACCCGAGUUAGUAAAUGUGAGGUCAAUCUAGACAGAUCUGUUAAUUUUGUGUCGGCAAGAUCAAUCGUGCCCUUUUACAUCAAUAUUAAUCGGAAUAGUUCAUUCGCUUUUUAUAACGAUUGCGAUCGGAUCGUUGAACGGAUAUUAUUUAUGUUCGCGGCUGUUCAAAACAUCGAGGGUAUGUCUAUAUUGUUUAAAUUUUCGAUAUUGUGCUUGUAAUACAAAAAUAUAGUACUUACUGUGAGAAAUUAGGAAAAAAAAGAAAUGAAAGAAGAAAAAAAUAUAUAUUAUGUAUAAAUAAACCCUAAUUUAUUAUCGAUUGUAAUUUGUUUUAUUCGCUGGUAAAUUGGGUCUUUUUAUCUUUAUCCAUGAUGACCAAUUUUUUCUAAUUGAUGAAAAUUUGGGUAUCUCACGCUGUUGCAAAUAUGAAUAUAUGUAUGAUAUAUGUAUAUCUUGGUUGCUGCACUUAAUAUGAUAUGAUGAAGUAUUGUACAUAGAUAAUAUAUGUAUUUUUACAUAUCAUUGGCCUUCUUGAAGAAAUAUAGCUUGUAACUCUAUUGAUAA
Molecule: messenger RNA, 3950 nt
Organism: Athalia rosae (coleseed sawfly)
Lineage: Eukaryota; Metazoa; Arthropoda; Insecta; Hymenoptera; Athaliidae
Gene: CrebB
Product: cyclic AMP-responsive element-binding protein 1
Exons: 6
Coding region: 602-1528 (308 amino acids)
Biological process (GO): regulation of transcription by RNA polymerase II
Cellular component (GO): transcription regulator complex; nucleus
Molecular function (GO): RNA polymerase II cis-regulatory region sequence-specific DNA binding; protein binding; DNA-binding transcription factor activity, RNA polymerase II-specific
Source: RefSeq, a predicted model, not a curated record